GAAGAAGAAGAAGAAGAAGAAGAUGAUGGCGCCCGCCAUAUUAACACAUGUGGAGAUGGAGGCAAACGUUGUCCGAUACACGAUUUUAUUUUUUGAUCAGUACUUUUGUCUUAAGGCUUAAUCUUUUGCAGCCCGUGCCUCAAUAGCGCCCGUUAGAGGUGUACAAAUAAUCGAAAUCACGCAAGUCUACGAAUACAUGACAAUUCACAUGUCAUAUACAGUAUUAAAUUAAAUAAUGGCUUUAAGAAGCGAAGACGUCAGAACGCAAAUUGAGUCGGCGAACACGCAGCAGAGCGUACCGGUUGUGGCGCCCGUUAGCGAUCUUAUCGACUUGGACCCGCAUUCAGAGCUGUUCCUCGAAACUCCUCCGCCUGAUGUUGUAAGCUCUAUCAAUGCUUGCUUUGAGCAGUUCACCAGCACCUUUGAAAGGAGACGAGAUGCUUCAGUCCCCAGAUCUUCUUCGGACAGUGACUCUGGUGAAAGCCUGUUUGUAACACAGUCUAUGACCAAACCAGUCCGAACUGAAAGACAACAACAUUCUAGAUCAACUAAGAGAACAGAGUCCAUCUCUGAUGAUACUGGUGAUGAUGGAGAGGGGGCUACCAGCAGCCUCCCAGAAAAUGAAGACACAGAAUAUCAAGAGGGAAGUGAAGGUCUCCAUGCAUUGUGCCCAAAAAGAGGAAAAAGGAUUGAUUAUGUUCCCCCUCAGAAAGCUACUUUUCCCUUUUUGUUGAAAUCGCACAGACAGCGGCACCUGCCCAUGAAGAAGCACCAGAUUCUAGAGAACUCAGAAAUUGGAGGGUUCCUCAAAUGCAUAAAGAAAAUCAAGGAGGGUUAUGUAAAAACAGGAAGAGCAAUCAGUUCCUAUAUGCUGGAGUCUCGGCUAAAUGAUAAUUCUGAUGGGGAUGACCACAACAUUGAUCAUGAAGUCACAAAAGUGGAUAAGAAUAUUUUUGUUCUAUGUUAUGGUAAAGAAAAAAAAAAAUGGCUUACACAAUCCAUCUGGGAGAAGAGGAUUCAGGAUUCACUUUCAAAAGACAACGAAGAACAUUUACUUAAUGUCGAUGGAAAAGAGAAGAAAAGAAAAACUAAAUCUACUAAGAAAAACAAGACCACUGCUUAUGUUAAAAAACAAUCAAAAAAGAAUCGCAAAGUUCCCCAAAGCAAAGCUGUAGCCAGGACUUUAUCAGAAUCUUCCUCUGUCUCUCUCUCUGAGGAGCAGGAAAAACAUGGGACGCAUGAGGUUUUAGCUUCAUGUUCAGAUGCUGAAGACUCAGAUUCUUCCAAUUGCAGACAACCUCUUAAUAAGCAGAUCAUUCAGUGUGCUGAGAACUCGCAUGGAAAUAAUUUAGUGGAAAUUGAAGAGACACAGAGACACUCUGCAGAGGCAGUCAAUCAAAUGGAGCAGGAGGAUGACAUGAGGUCAGGAACUGAGAAUCACCUUAAUUCCAAAAGCAAUUUCUUCUUUUCACCCCAAGGGGGAGACAUUUCUGUACAUAAUGAAAUUGAACAGCCUGACAGUGAUAUUGGCUCAGUGGACUUAUUCAUGCCAUUAAAGAAACAUAAGAACAAUCAAAUUCAUAAAAACGCUUCUAUUAAUGCGAACAUGGAGGAUAGUGAUCAAGACAGGGAUGUAGAGGCUGAAGGACAGUUUGAGUCCAUAUUUGGACCAGGAACACCCAGAUGGUGUGAUCGUGAACAUCAUGCACAUGAGGACGAUGAAAGUGACAUAACUCAAAUAGAGACGAAAGGAGAAUCUGUGUACGUGUUUGGAACAAGAACACCAACCAAGCCGUUUGCAAUUCAAGAUGUCAACAGUACCAAACACACUGUAUUCCAACAGCCAGGCCAGAGUCCUGUUGUUCCACAUACUGAACUGCUGUCAAGAAGAGAGGAUAAAACAAGACAUAAAAAUAAAAGGAGAAAAUCAAUGUCAUGUUCUCAUGAGGAAACUGAAGUCACAGGAAUAGAGACUGUGACUGUGGAAGCAUCAUCUAAACCUUUACCACUAGCUGAUGAACCAUUAAGAGAAGUUUACUCAAGUUCCGGUGAACAUGUUAGCGUGGGUAAACAAAGAAUGGUGGUGGAGAUGGAAACAGAUUCUCCAGAUAGUCCUUUGUUUAAAAAUGUUGGAAUGAGCUUUCUAAAACGAAAAAGAAAGGGUAAGAAGAGAAUGGGUGCUGCUAUUUUGAUAGAAUGUGAUACAAAUGUAGAUGUGAGUCAGAAAGUGAGUUCUGUUGAUUAUGUCACUGAGCUUAAAACAACAUGCAGAGAAAACAGGGAAUUAUGUGAUGUAGAGAAUAGAGUAACAAACAAAGAGCAAACAGCAACAUCACUUUUACAAUCAGAGGAGACGUCUGAGCUCUUGGACGAAAUCAUUUUAUCUACAGUGGCAGAUAACAAUGUUGUCAAAAAGGCUACGAGGAAAAAGAGGAAAAUGAACAAAUUAAAAGAGCAUGUGCAGCCUGGUGUAGAAAAUCAGUUUGUUGAGGCAGUCCAGUUCAGUGAGCCACGCCCACAAACUACUGAGCUGACACUCAAAAGAACAAAAAAGAAGAGAAAAGACAAAGAGAAGACAAAUACUGCAUAUGUAGAGGGGAAUAGUGCUACAGACAUCCCAUCAAACGAAACUUUAGACUUCGAUAGACCAGCGGAGUUGACAAUAAAUGAAGGGAAUCAAUCCAGUGCAGCUCCAGAGACUGGCCAACCUAAGCAUACGCAGACGUCAGAGGAAAUUACUGGGUGUCCGUCGCCUAAUGUAACGAGAUUACAAUCAGUGAAGAAAAAAAAAAAGAGAGAUGAGAUUAAAGUCUCUCGCUAUGAAUCUGUUGAUCUGCAUGUGCAUUCUUUGUCUCAGUUUGAUGCUGGUCUCCGAGUGUUUAAGCAACAGGAAGAUCAAGUCAAAGAAGAAAGGCAGAGCAAUGACAGUGCAGCUGAACAUUUGGAAGGUAAUACAGCAAGUAUAUUAAAGGUUGCCAAACGCAAGAAGAAAAGUCAGAAUUUAAAUUCUCCUCAAAUUGAUGAUAUUGGACUGGAAAAACAAGUAUUAGGCAUGCAGUCAGAGAGCACAGCAGAAACAAAUAAUUUAGGUUCAGAUGACACUGACAUUGUUAUCACAAAGGACAAACAGAAAAGGACAAAAAAGAAGAAACUAAAAGAGCGAAAGACAAUAGAGCUCGCUUCAGAUAUCAAGGACAUUAUACAGUUUCAAUAAAGGGAGUCGCAAUCUACUGAUUUUCCAUUCAGACGAACAAAAAAGUGAGCAAUCAUACAACACAACAAUGCAGACUGACAGGCCUGCAUUAUUACCUCAUUGUGAGAUUAUGUGAUUUCUGCAUAUAAUUCAAAUGAAAAAAAGAAGAGGAAGGUGUACACUGAAAAUAAGGAAAUCUCCAUGUCACACUGACUCACCUACAGCGAUAAAUCUUGAUGACACACCCAAAAGACUAGGUAUCAUGACAGAGCAGGUUAUGUUCAAAUUGAGUGUAAUGGGAAUAUCUUUGUUCAGUCAUGAAGAAAACAUGAUACAUAUAAAGAGAAAACCCUAAAGAAAGGAUCAAGAGAACCAUCUAAAUUGGCUGAUGUGUUGAUGCAAUAAUAACAUACGAAAAGACGAAGGCACAGUUUGAGUCAUAAUGAUGGUGCUACAAGAAAGAUAUAGAAUGAUAUAGAAAGACAUGAUAGAAUGAUAGAAAAUAAUUACACAGUGGUUGAAAUGUUGUUGUUUUAGACUUCCGACCUUUAGCCCUUCAGAACACAGACAAAAGUAAAAAAAAAAUUCUUCUCAGGAGAAUAUGUAUCUUCAUAAAAGAGAAAAAUGGAAAUGUAUAAACCUGUGAUGAAAAGAUUUUUUUAAAUGUAUUUUUAAAGAAUUGUUUGUGAUAGCUUGAUUUCAUUUAAAGCAAGAUUAAAUUAUACAAAAAAGUAUUUUGGCAGUUCAUUGUACUAUAAAACAUAUCUCCUGAAAUAACAUGCUUGUACAUUGUUUUUUUCUUUUGUUUUGUAGAUAUGUAGAUCAUUGAUCUGUGGGUCAAUGGAUUUAUUUUAAAUUAGGUAAUAUAAAUUCAUUGAAUUAUUAUUUAUUACAUUGUGCAGACAUUAUGCACUUUCAUUUAGACUGAGCACAGAAUCGGAAACUUCUUCAUCUGAAUCUGUAUUUUUUUUAUAGAGAACAGUAUAAUUCUGACCUUACUACUUUGAAGCAGAUUAAGCAUAUAGUGUCCAUAAUGGAAAUGUAUAGAGAAAUAAAAUAUGGGUUUCCCCCAUGUGAUAAACAUGGUGAUGAUUGUUUUACUGUUAUUUAAUUUUUCUGAGGGCUGAAAUGGAUAGUUCAACUAUGACUUCUGUGGAUAAGAAAAUAUAUUUUUAGAAACAUCUUUUUUUUUUCCUCUCUCUGUUCAUGCCAAGUAAAUCAUUAAGCAGCAGAACUGUUUGGUCACCAACAUUUCUUCAGAAUAACUUUUAUGUUCCACAGAAGUAAGCCAUUAACAGGUUUGGGACCUCAUGAGUAAAUCAUGACAGAAUUUUUAUUUUUAAUGAUUAAAGCUACCACUUUAAUCAUUAUAUAAAUGUUAUUUCAUAGCAGCACCUCCAGUCCUCAAAUUUAAAUUUAUUAUUCGAGUGAGCCCAUGGUUGGAGAUUUUUAGGUGAUUCUGCAUGUCAUGUCAUUAUGCCAGUAAGUGGUGAUGUGACCUUAUGAGUGAUUUAAUUAAUCAUUUGCUAAACUAAUUAGUUCAAAAAGUGUGUUUCUUAAGAAGUGCAAAAGUUCUGUUAAUUUUUUAACAUAUUUUGUUAGUUUAUGAUGUAUAAAAAUCACUCACAGUUGUGCUUUUCCUAUGAAUUUCAACACUACUGUGAUUACAUGAAUAAAUGUACUUGAAAAAUA
Molecule: messenger RNA, 4885 nt
Organism: Pimephales promelas (fathead minnow)
Lineage: Eukaryota; Metazoa; Chordata; Actinopteri; Cypriniformes; Leuciscidae
Gene: pho
Product: phoenix
Source: RefSeq, a predicted model, not a curated record